CUGGGGAAUCAUUUUCUAAAGAAAUUAGUGGUUAAAACAAAAAUUUCUAGAAAAGAAAGAGCUUUAGUAGAUUCCGAAUCAAUCUUAUUUCCCCGAGUAAAUUGGGGUAGAGCGGACAAAGAUGUUGAGGACUCGGUUGGUAUGGACGAGCAUUGGGUUUGCGGUCUCAGCCGCUGCAAUUUCCCAAUUCGUCUGGAAAGAUCUUCUUGUCGAUCGUCACACUUUUUCUUCCGAGAUGAAGCAGAAGUUUGAUGCUCUUGAACAAAGAGUUGCUAAUUUGCAGUCGGUUCCUUAUCAGAUUUCAAAUUCUAGUACUGAGGCUGAAGCCUAAAUCUAAUUUGGAGCUCAAAUGAAGUUUUGCCUGUUGAAUUCUAUAUCUUAGUUGAAGUCUUAAAAUGCUGGUUUUCGUUAUAGAGUAACUAGAGAGAAUAUAUCCUUAUUUCAUAAGGUGAAACCCUAGUAUUCACUUAUGAGGAAAUGAAAAAUUUUAAAAAAUGAAAUACAAAUAUGAACACAUGGAGUGGUUUUCUUUCUUACAAGUGAUGUCCUAAAGAAGUUCUUUGCUACCUUAUGUAAUUUUGAAAUCACUCUAGAAGUACUGCCUAGUUUGAUUCAAUAAUCAACAGGAAUUUUAGACCAUUUUUAUAUAAGUGGACAUUUGGAACAGUUGGUGACCCCAAUCCUUCUUUGGUGGAAUGAAAAAAAAAAUCCUUUCUGGCUGAAAACUACACUUGAGAAUAAAUAUAAUGACACUUGGAAUGAA
This is a messenger RNA of Humulus lupulus (European hop), 763 nucleotides long. RefSeq lists its product as uncharacterized. The coding region runs from base 122 to 331 and encodes 69 amino acids. NCBI's taxonomy places the organism in Eukaryota, Viridiplantae, Streptophyta, Magnoliopsida, Rosales, Cannabaceae. The transcript is spliced from 3 exons. The record is from RefSeq and is a predicted model, not a curated record.